Molecule: messenger RNA, 1164 nt
Organism: Hydra vulgaris (swiftwater hydra)
Lineage: Eukaryota; Metazoa; Cnidaria; Hydrozoa; Anthoathecata; Hydridae
Source: RefSeq, a predicted model, not a curated record
AUGGGAUUCCAAGAAAAUAUAUGUUUAUUUCGGUUAAAAGAUUUAAUAAACCAAACCAAAGAAAAAUGUGAACUAGCUGUUCAACAAAAUGGUUUAGAAUUACAAUAUGUAAAAGUGCAAACUGACAAAAUAUGUAAAUUAGCUGUUCGACAAAAUGGUUGGGCAUUAGGACAUGUAAUAAAACAAACUAAAGAAAUAUGCAAAUUAGCUGUUCGGCAAAAUAGUUGGGCAUUAGGACAUGUAAUAAAACAAACAGAAGAAAUAUGUAAAAUAGCUGUUCAAAAAAAUGGUUGGGUGCUGAAAUAUGUAAAAGAACAAACUGAAGAAAUAUGCAAAUUAGCUGUUCGACAAAAUGGUUUAGCAUUAGAAUAUGUAAAAAUACAAACUGAGGAAAUAUGCAAAUUAGCUGUUCGACAAAAUGGUUGGGCAUUAGGACAUGUAAUAAAACAAACAGAAGAAAUAUGCAAAUUAGCUGUUCGACAAAAUGGUUGGGCAUUAGGACAUGUAAUAAAACAAACAGAAGAAAUAUGUAAAAUAGCUGUUCAAAAAAAUGGUUGGGUGCUGAAAUAUGUAAAAGAACAAACUAAAGAAAUAUGCAAAUUGGCUGUUCGACAUAACGGAUCCGUAUUAGAAUAUGUAAAAGAACAAACCGAAGAAAUAUGUAAAUUAGCAGUCAACCAAAAAGGAUAUGCGUUAAAAUAUGUAAAAGAACAAACUGAAGAAAUAUGUAAAUUAGCAGUCAACCAAAAAGGAUAUGCGUUAAAAUAUGUAAAAAAACAAACUGAAGAAAUAUGUGAAUUAGCUGUUAAACAAAAUGGUUUGGCUUUACAGUAUGUGAUUGAACAAACCGAAAAAAUGUGUAAAUUAGCAGUCAACCAAAAAGGAUAUGCGUUAAAAUAUGUAAAAGAACAAACUGAAGAAAUAUGUGAAUUAGCUGUUAAACAAAAUGGUUUGGCUUUACAGUAUGUGAUUGAACAAACCGAAAAAAUGUGUAAAUUAGCUGUUAAACAAAAUGGAUUGGCAUUAAAAUAUGUAAAAGAACAAACAAACGAACUUUGUAAAAUAGCAAUUAAACAAAAUUCAUCGACUCUACGAUUGGUGUCAAAAUCUGUUUUACUGACAAAUAUAUUUAUGUAUUUUAAUAAUUUUUUAUUAGGAGUGUAA